AUCACUGAUAGUGUAAGGGUGUCGACGUCGAUGAUGUGUCCGAUUACCGAUCGACCGGUAAUAUGACAGUACAAUAGCCGCGGCUGAAGAAAAAACGGGUUAUUAAACCAUCACCGAUAUAUCGACACAUAUAAGACACCGACAACUGUCCACUAACUGCAUACCCGCGCCCGCACUGGCCGUCCAUYAGCUCCUCCUCCUAUAKGAUGCCAUCAACAGCUGUAUUAUCAUCGUUGCCGAUGGGUUUGCGCUUCUUAGGCAACCGUUAUUACCAUCGAUACCAACGUCAUCACAAUCACUACCAACUGUCCACUUAUCGGCUACUUGUCCUCGGUUUGACAUUUGUAUCCUAUGCCGCCUUUCAUAUGUCCCGACGGCCGCURAGUGUUGUGAAAAAUGUCUUCAGCCGUAACUGUUCGCAACUGUUGGACGCCACCGGCGAAAGCCUGGCCACUGGUGGUGGCGGUGAUGCCGUCUAUGAUGACAAUGAUGACCCCAAUUGGUGUAAUUGGGAACCGUUUGGCGGUUCGGAUGCCAACACACUGUUAGGUCUUCUCGACUCUUCGUUUCUGUUUUCGUACGCCAUCUGUAUGUUUGUAUCGGGAUUUCUGGCCGAACGAAGUCAUUUGCGGUUAUUUCUCGGUACGGGAAUGCUAUUAUCGGGUCUGAUGACCGCUUUGCUCGGCUGUGCCUACUAUUAUGAUAUACAUUCGCUAAACUAUUUUAUUGUUAUACAAAUAAUUUGCGGUGCCGUCCAGACAACCGGUUGGCCAGCAGUAGUAUCAUCGGUAAGCAAUUGGUUUGGCAAGUCGUCGCGCGGCCUGAUAUUCGGUAUAUGGAAUUCACAUACAAAUGUCGGCAAUAUUAUCGGUGCUCUAAUUGCCGGCUAUUAUGUCGAAACUAAUUGGGGACUCAGUUUUAUAGUACCGGCGCUUAUCAUAAUGUCGGCCAGUCUACUAGUUUUCCUAUUUUUUACGCCCUAUCCCGAAGAAGUGGGCAUCGCCUCCAUAGACACCCACCGCGAAGUGACUCAGAAGUUGGCCAACAAUUUGAUUGAAAAUUGUGUCUAUAAUAACAAUAAGAAAUCAAUGUUCAAUCAAUUACAGCAACAACAACAACAACAACACCGGAGGAAAUCAUCAACGAAUAAGUUAUUGUUGAAUAGCAAUGRAGGAGAUGUUUUGGACGAUGAAGUCGAUGACGACAACGACAAUAGUUCACUGAUGUCAACGACAACUACAGCGGGUGAUAAUCAGUCAGUAUUACCAUCGAUGAUAGUCAACAGCAGCAAAAGUGAUCGGCAAGUGGUCUCAUUUAUGACGGCACUGAAAAUUCCUGGAGUCAUUGAGUUUUCGUUGUGUCUAUUCUUUGCCAAACUAGUCAGCUAUACAUUCCUAUAUUGGUUACCGAAAUAUAUCGGGUUUUCAACCGACUCUUCAUCAUCGGGUUCGGCAUAUCUGUCCACACCGUUCGAUUUGGGMGGUAUUGYCGGUGCCAUACUGGCCGGCCAUUUAGUGGACAGGACGGGUGCCAGUGCUCUGAUCUGUAUAAUUAUGUUGACUUUUGCCAUUCCAUCAUUAUUUCUGUAUCAACUAUACGGAAGUGUCUGUGAUAUGAGUAAUAUAGUACUUCAGCUAAUAGCCGGUGUCUUUGUUAACGGUCCCUAUGCACUGAUAUCGACCACUGUAUCGGCCGAAUUGGGAACAAAGUUGGCCAACAGUCAGGCACUGGCCAUUGUUACGGCUAUUAUCGACGGYACCGGUUCUAUAGGCGCUGCUAUCGGACCACUACUAGCUGGCCGGGUAUCGCAAACCGGUUGGUCCAAUGUCUUCUAUAUGGUUAUGUUAGCCGAUCUGUUGGCACUGUUAUCGCUGUUGAGAAUCGGUAGCCAAGAAUAUAAACGUUUGGUACGUAAUAAUCGGCUACUGAUUCUCGACAAUAGAUAUAUUUGA
Messenger RNA from Oppia nitens, 1952 nucleotides. RefSeq names its product glucose-6-phosphate exchanger SLC37A2-like. The record is from RefSeq and is a predicted model, not a curated record. Gene Ontology annotation, molecular function: transmembrane transporter activity. Lineage: Eukaryota; Metazoa; Arthropoda; Arachnida; Sarcoptiformes; Oppiidae. The transcript is spliced from 10 exons. Bases 207 to 1952 code for a protein of 581 amino acids. Gene Ontology annotation, biological process: transmembrane transport.